Messenger RNA from Emiliania huxleyi CCMP1516, 429 nucleotides. RefSeq lists its product as hypothetical. Bases 1 to 429 code for a protein of 142 amino acids. Lineage: Eukaryota; Haptophyta; Isochrysidales; Noelaerhabdaceae. The record is from RefSeq and is a predicted model, not a curated record. The transcript is spliced from 5 exons. Gene Ontology annotation, molecular function: ubiquitin-protein transferase activity. Gene Ontology annotation, biological process: protein ubiquitination.
AUGAGCGACCCGGUGAUGGCGGCGGAUGGGCAUGCUUACGAGCGGACGGCGAUGGAGCGCUGGCUCGCGACCAAGUCGACGAGCCCGAUGACGGGCGAGGCGCUCGAGUACACGGGGCUCUUCCCGCACCACAUGUUGCGCAGGCAGAUCCGAGAGUGGCAAGAGGCGCAUCCGGGACGGCAACCGCGCGCAACGAAGGAGCAGGCGCCUCCCGCCGAAUCUGCCGGCGACCCUCCGCCGAGCGGCUCGUGCGGUGUACUGGGCCCGCAGAGGCUCCGUGGGGUCGAAAAGUCGACGCUGGGAGUCGCACUCGUCAAGCCAUCGCAGCACCACGCGGAGCGGUUUUUGGAGCCGUACGAAGAGGUCCCAGACGGGCGAACAUGCGGUUUUGCGACGACCACACGCGAUGUGGUAUCUGGUUUUUGCUAA